AUGAGGAGAUCUACGCAUGUAGCUGCGAGACAUGGUGUUGGACGACCACGUAAGAGCACUUUGGAAUCUCUGGCAACGGACUCGCCAGAGAUCCCUAUUGGGUUUGAGCCAGUCGGUCAGGGACAGACUCAAGAUACUGCAGAUGCGUCGGGUUCUCAGACCUCGAUGGCUCCUUUAGAGGUACCUACCUCGGCUGCACUCGCUAUACCCACCCCUACCGUAUUUACGGUACCACCAGGGGUACCACUGGCAUAUCCGGCACCUGCUUCGGUCGAGCCUACGGCGUAUCAGGCACCACAGCCACUUGAACCUACAGUUUACCCAGCACCCGCACCAGCGGUACCAGUUGCUCCAUUUCCGGCACCACCACCUACUGUACCUCCAAUCGCAACCACUCAUAUUGACCCUACAGUACCACCAGUGGUAUAUGCCCGAGUUUAUGCAACAGCACCGGGAGUACCUCCCCCGGUCUAUCCAGUGGUACUACCUAUACCACCAGCUCCAGUGAUUCCACCAGUUCCCGCGACGAUCCCUACCCACCUCACUAAUAUUGUCGCGGCACGAGCCUAG
Molecule: messenger RNA, 570 nt
Organism: Zingiber officinale
Lineage: Eukaryota; Viridiplantae; Streptophyta; Magnoliopsida; Zingiberales; Zingiberaceae
Product: leucine-rich repeat extensin-like protein 3
Exons: 1
Coding region: 1-570 (189 amino acids)
Source: RefSeq, a predicted model, not a curated record